Ornithorhynchus anatinus (platypus) is the source of this 2115-nucleotide messenger RNA. RefSeq names its product Rho GTPase activating protein 45 (gene ARHGAP45). NCBI's taxonomy places the organism in Eukaryota, Metazoa, Chordata, Mammalia, Monotremata, Ornithorhynchidae. Gene Ontology annotation, molecular function: GTPase activator activity. The transcript has 15 exons. Gene Ontology annotation, biological process: activation of GTPase activity. The coding region runs from base 37 to 2115 and encodes 692 amino acids. The record is from RefSeq and is a predicted model, not a curated record. Gene Ontology annotation, cellular component: membrane.
CGAGCCCCCAAGGGCCAAGGUCGGGGGGGGGGUGAGAUGAUGUUGAGCCGACGCUCAGGAGCCAAGAACAGCUACAGCCCCUACACCGUGGGGCUCAGGAGGAGCAAAGCUAAAUCCCAUGCGGCCGAAGCCGCCCUGGACUCCUUGGUCCAUAAGCCCAGGGUGUGGCUGAAGGAGCUACCCCGGAAAGAUGGAACUGACCCACCCCCAAGUGGAGUAGGCGGCAUGGGCGAGCUGUCCCCCAAACACAGUCCCGGCCCCAUGGGGACCCUGAAGCGGCCGACCAGCCUGAGCCGCCACGCAAGUGCAGCGGGUUUUCCCCUCUCGGCACCGAGCACCUGGACCCUGAGCAGGACCCACAAGAGCCCCAUGUCCCACAGCCCCGUGGAGGCAAACGAGGGGCUCUUCGCUGAGGUGGACGACAUUUCUCAGCUGCUGGUGUUCGUGGCCCGCUUUGCCGAGGGGCUGGAGAAGCUCAAGGAUGCAGUUAUGCGAGAUGAGCACCUGGAGGCUCGGCGGCCGUUGGCACACGAGUGCCUGGGAGAGGCCCUGCGGAUCCUGCGCCAGGUCAUCAGCAAAUAUCCGCUGCUCAACACGUUGGAGACACUCACCGCUGCCGGCAACCUCAUCUCCAAGGUCAAAGGUUUUCACUAUGAAGUCAACAAUGAGGCAGACAAGCGGGAGUUUGAAAAGGCCUUGGAGACAAUCGCAGUGUCCUUCAGCAGCACGGUGUCUGAGCUCCUCAUGGGGGAAGUGGACAGCAGCACUCUCCUUUCCGUGCCCCCAAGUGACCAGAACCAGUCCAUGGAGAGUUUAUAUGGGGGCAUCCAGGGCGCAGAUGGCAUCCAGUCUGGCACAGAGAACUGUGAUUCAGGCUCUCUCCUCUCAGCAGAGGAGGUGGACAUCAUGCUGCAGCGAUGCGAGGGGGGCGUGGAAGUGGCCCUGCAGUACGCCAAGAAUAUCUCCAAGUACAUGAAGGACCUCAUCUACUACCUAGAGAAGAGGACCUCGUUGGAGAUGGAGUUUGCCAAGGGUCUGCAGAAAGUGGUGCACAGCUGCAAACAGACCAUCACCCAAGAGCCACACAUGCCCUUCCUGUCCAUCUACUCUCUGGCCCUGGAGCAAGACAUGGAGUACGGCCAUGGCAUGCUGCAGGCUGCCGGCACCUUACAGAAUCAGACCUUCAUGCAGCCCCUGACCCUGAGGCGCUUGGAGCAUGAGAAGAGGAGGAAAGAAGUCAAGGAGCUAUGGCAUCGGGCCCAGAGGAAGCUGCAAGAAGCAGAAGUAAACCUACGCAAGGCAAAGCAGGUGUACGUUCAGCGCUCCGAGGAGCACGAGGCCAGACAACGGGCAGUGAAGGUGGAAGAGGAGCAGCAGGGCAGCAGCGCUGCAAGCAAGGCCCUGGAUAAGAAGAGGCGGCUGGAGGAGGAGGCCAGGAACAAGGCAGAGGAGGCCAUGGCCACGUACCGGACCUGCAUCGCCGACGCCAAGACGCAGAAGCAGGAGCUGGAGGACAUGAAGGUGAACGUUCUGCGGCAGAUCCAGGAAGUGAUCAAGCAAAGCGACCAAAUUAUCAAGUCGGCCACCAUCUCCUACUACCAAACCAUGCACAUGCAGACGGCUCCGUUGCCCGUCUACUUCCAGACCCUGUGCGAGAGCAGCAAGCUGUACGACCCGGGCCAGCAGUACGCUUCCCACGUGCGCCAGCAGCAGCGAGAUGACGAGCCGGACAUCCAGUACGAUUUUGAACCCUAUGUGUCACAGAACGCUUGGUCUCCUCAAGCCCGCUCCCGGAAGGCCAGCUUCAACUCCAGUGACUUCAGCAGUGUGGCGGAGGGAGCGGAACCCUCCAGGGAAGGAACCGGCUCCGAUGGGGGGGCGGUGCCGAAGGAGAGGCGAGGUCAGUCUCCAGCUGAGGGUAGGGGACGGGGGCAGUUUGGGAUGCCCCACUCCUCUCUGCCUUUCCGGCGGUGUGGCGGGUGUGGUGGGACAGAGCCGGGGGGGUGCUUUGGCCCUGUUGGGGUGGGGGCUACAGAUCUGGAUGGGCCCGAGCCUCUUCCUGAUAACGCCUGGCCUUUGGUUGGCCGUUUUGGCUGCUUCCUUACAUCAGACUGA